AUGUUUAAUAAUUCGGGCUUUAAGAAACAGAAGUUUCAUCAGAAGAGAUUUAAAAAGAAUCAUCAGUACUACAACCAGGUGGUAUUGGAUGAAAAAAAUUUUAAAUGCUUCCCUCCAGGUAUUAAUGAAAAUAUUCAAGCAGACCUCCAAGUAAAAGUCACAGAGCUAAUAAUAAGAGUUCUGAUAGCAAAUGAAGGUCUCCAUUACUAUCAGGGUUUUCACGAUAUUGCCAUCACACUGUUGCUUGUUUUAGGAGAAGAUGAAAGUUACAGUGUGUUAUGCAGACUUUCCCAAUCACUUUCCAACUGUUUAUGGGACCAAAUAUGGAGCCUAUCUACAAUGGAAAUUCUUAACUUAGUGUAUGCACUAGUCAAAAAUGAAAAUCGUGAUUUUUACAAUUAUUUGAAGAGGUCGGAGCUAGGGACAAUUUUCUGCCUUCCGUGGGCGAUUACUUAUUGGUUUGGCCAUGUUCUCAACGAUUACGAAGCUAUCGUAAGAUUGUUUGAACUAUUUAUGUUCUCACAUCCAUGGACCUCUAUGUAUCUAUCUUCUGUCGUCGUGUUGCAUAGAGCAAGUGAUAUUUUCUUGACACCGUGCGAGAUGCCGCUUCUACAUCAAAUGCUCUCCAACGUCCCUGAUAAUCUACCAUUUGAUAGUCUUAUUACUGAAACAGAGAAGUUGAUGUGAACCUAUCCACCAGAUGUAAUGGAAACAAU
This is a messenger RNA of Daphnia pulicaria, 716 nucleotides long. Its product is annotated as TBC1 domain family member 20-like. Gene Ontology annotation, molecular function: GTPase activator activity. Gene Ontology annotation, biological process: positive regulation of GTPase activity; endoplasmic reticulum to Golgi vesicle-mediated transport. Lineage: Eukaryota; Metazoa; Arthropoda; Branchiopoda; Diplostraca; Daphniidae. The record is from RefSeq and is a predicted model, not a curated record. Gene Ontology annotation, cellular component: endoplasmic reticulum membrane.